UCUUGUUACGCAAGAGUCGACAGAUGUCGUAGUGGCAUGGAAAAACCUGUCAAAGGACCUAAAUUAAUGUGAAUGGGGGUCGGCCUUAACAGUGGGGCAGCCUCCGCGGCCUCGACGAGACAAUCUGAACGAACGCGCAGAACUGCAGUAGACCGCAAAAACGUAAGAACAUUCCGCGUUAGAACAUCGCUCUUCGGGAAUACGACAAAACACACGCUGCCCCCGCUGAACGACCGCAAACCUCUAAUUCGUGUAAAAGAAUCCAGGAUCCGGAAGCUCGUCCAUCCCUUAGUUGACGAUCCGUAGGAAAUGGCAUCAGCACCCGAAGGAUUGAUGCAGACGGCAGAAGUAUGAAUCGCAGGAAUUCCGCCGGCAUCGAUUUUUGGAUAUAGUGAGGCUGGUAUGCCACAUCAUGAGCGGAGGACGUACCCUCAUCGGGAGACGUCGGUUCCCAACCACGUGGUCUGGCAUCCUGAUGAUCGUAGUGAUAAUCUGCGCCCUUCUGCAACUUGCCUUCUUAAGCUUGGGGGACUCCUCAGAUUCUGGCGGCGAUUUCAAUGACUCCUCAGCAGCCAUCCUCAGCAUGGUACCAUCGGGUCUCCACAAGUUCCUCACGCCUCGUCCUCGCAACCUGUCGCAUGUCCAUCAGAACGGUACUACAGCAAACCUUAUCUACAGACAAGCCCUCAACAUAUCCGAAAUGAAACGCAACAUUGCAUUGUACAAUCUACAGCAAACUGUAUACAACGAAGAUUUGUUUGGAUCCCUACAAAAUGAUUCAGUUGUGAUCGUCGUACAGAUACAUGAUCGUAUUACGUACUUGAGGCAUCUCAUAGUGAGCUUGGCGCAAGCUCGCGACAUCUCUCAAGCCCUCAUUGUCUUUUCGCACGAUAUAUAUGACGAGGAAAUAAACACCCUAGUACAAAGCAUCGACUUCUGCAAAGUGAUGCAAAUUUUUUACCCGUACAGUAUACAAGUCCAUCCGAGUCAGUUUCCAGGAGAAGAUCCGAACGAUUGUCCGCGGGACAUCAAACGAGAACAAGCAUUAAUCAGGAACUGCAAUAACGCUCUGUUUCCUGAUCUGUACGGCCAUUACAGAGAAGCCAAGUUCACGCAAACCAAACACCAUUGGUGGUGGAAGGCAAACAGAGUAUUCAAUCAACUGGAUGUGACCAGGAACCACACUGGUCUGGUGGUAUUCCUGGAAGAGGAUCAUUUCGUCGCUGAAGACUUCAUCCACGUGCUUAAGUUGAUGGACAGGACAUGUAAGGCGUCGUGCAGAUACUGCAAUAUUUUAUCAUUAGGGACGUAUUUAAAGACGUAUAAUUAUUACGGAAAAAAGGAGGUAUUGCGAGCUAUGAAACAACAAAGUGUUGUAAAUGCAGGCCAAGUACAACCUUCCUGGUCAUUUCAAGUGCUGCCUUCAUUAUAUCAGCACUCACAAAAGGUAGAGAUUACACCGUGGAUAAGUAGCAAGCAUAACAUGGGUAUGGCCUUUAACAGGACCACCUGGAUGAAAAUAGUUGGUUGCGCAGAUUACUUUUGCAAGUACGACGACUAUAAUUGGGACUGGUCGCUGCAACAGGUGUCCCAGAAUUGCUUGAAACAGAAAUUACACGCUAUGGUCGUUCGUGGCCCAAGAGUCUUCCAUAUUGGCGAAUGCGGUGUGCACCACAAGAAAAAGAACUGCGAGUCCACUGCGGUGAUAUCGAAAGUACAAAAGGUACUGAAAUCGGCGAAGAGGCAUUUAUAUCCCGACUACAUGACGCUAACUUACGUAACGCCGUUGAAGAAGCAGAAGAUACGCAAGGGCAACGGCGGAUGGGGGGAUCGCAGGGAUCACAUGCUGUGUAUGGGAAUGACCUUAAGAUAGUCGAAAGGAGAAUGUUCUUGCUCAUCGCCUAAUCACACCGAAAGUACUUUAUUAUAUUGUCUUUUUUAUUUUAUUCGAGAGUUACGGGACUGAUUUCUUAUUUUCAUUGGUACUAAAUAACGGCACGAACAUACAUCAGUGCUUGCUGCCUAAAGAGAUAUUC
Nicrophorus vespilloides is the source of this 2036-nucleotide messenger RNA. Its product is annotated as alpha-1,6-mannosyl-glycoprotein 2-beta-N-acetylglucosaminyltransferase. Gene Ontology annotation, molecular function: alpha-1,6-mannosylglycoprotein 2-beta-N-acetylglucosaminyltransferase activity. NCBI's taxonomy places the organism in Eukaryota, Metazoa, Arthropoda, Insecta, Coleoptera, Silphidae. Bases 413 to 1873 code for a protein of 486 amino acids. The transcript is spliced from 7 exons. Gene Ontology annotation, cellular component: Golgi membrane; Golgi stack. Gene Ontology annotation, biological process: oligosaccharide biosynthetic process; protein N-linked glycosylation. The record is from RefSeq and is a predicted model, not a curated record.